Messenger RNA from Fonsecaea multimorphosa CBS 102226, 834 nucleotides. RefSeq lists its product as uncharacterized. Bases 1 to 834 code for a protein of 277 amino acids. The record is from RefSeq and is a predicted model, not a curated record. Lineage: Eukaryota; Fungi; Ascomycota; Eurotiomycetes; Chaetothyriales; Herpotrichiellaceae. The transcript has a single exon.
AUGGAAGCCUCGCACUCCGAAAGUAUUCCUCGCCCAGGCACAGAAGCGAGGUCAACCACACCAGCUACACCGGCUACGGCCUUUCAAGUCCUCCAAAUUGAGGGUUGGACUCCUACUAACACUGUCGCCUUCUACCCUUCCUCUGAACAUCCACAACUGACUUUCUUCAUCUCGGUCCUACACUGCCUGGUGGUAAAUGCCAACGAUGACAGAGUCAACGAAGACCUGGAGCUGCACCACUCUGGCGAUCAGAAGGAUCGGAGCCGUAUCUGGCCGUUCGCAAGUGUGCUCUCUGCUGUGAGAGACUCAGUCUGUCACUUGUCCAAACUGCCAGGCUUACAGAUUCUGGUCAAAACCCUCUUUCAAAUGGACCUCCAUCGCCUGCACCACCCUGCAACCCUCCUGAAAAUCCAGACCGGCAGACUCGGCCAAGAGAUUCAAGUGAGCCGGUUCUUUCUGGUACUCUUCCACCGAAGCGAGAUAGCAGACAAGUCCGAGAUCUGGCGCAGAGUUUCGGUACGCCAAAAGGGUCAACGCGCCUCAGACAGUGAUCCUACCACGAUUGUACCGGGGAAAAUCAUGAAUGUUCGAAUGAGCAUGGAUGACGACGGUGUCCCAGCAAUGGAAAUCUUCCAGCUUUACAGGCUCAACAAAGAGACGGAAGAUUCAACCGAGUUCUACCAUUCGUUCCAAGAGUUCAACAAGCACAUCUGGUUCCAGGAGGCAGAAGCUAGUCGCCCCUGUGGGGAGAUGAUUGAUUACGCGUGUGACCACAACUGGAACGAGGAAUGGAUGGACACUUGGCUGGAGAGGCAGGGGUUGCAGCCGAAUUGA